GGGCGGGAGGAACGGCGGCUGUCGUGACGUCACUUAGUGUUGAUUCUGAGCGUGUCUUCUAAAAUGAUAAGAAACAACCGUUCGUGGAUUCUACCUUCAGUAUUCUACUUCUCAUAACACUACACUUUGAACCAUAUUGCCGACAGCUCCACAACCGUUGGGCCGCGUGAAACCUUGUUGUUGAUCUUGGCUCGGAGAUGUUUCGGUGUCUUCCAUGGCGUUGUAACCGCCAAGUAGAUUUUCUUGAUCGCAGUCACUGUAGCCUUACCUUCGUACCCGAUGAAGUUUACCGCUAUGAUAGAUCUUUGGAAGAGCUGUUGUUAGAUGCUAAUCAAAUCAAAGAUCUUCCGAGGCCGUUCUUUCGCUUGUAUAAUCUGCGUAGAUUGGGUUUGAGCGACAACGAGAUCGCGCGCUUGCCUCCAGAAGUCGGAAAUUUAGCAAACCUUCAAGAAUUUGACAUCAGUCGAAAUGAUAUCUGUGACAUACCGGACAAUAUUAAAUUCUGCAAGAGUUUGAUCAGUUUGGACCUCAGCGGUAACCCCGUGUCGAAGCUUCCGGAUGGCUUUGCACAGCUCAAAAAUCUCACUACACUUUGUCUAAAUGAUGUGUCUCUGAUUCGUUUGCCCCCAGACAUUGGAAGUUUAACAGAACUCAAAGUACUGGAAGCACGAGAAAACUUGAUCAAAUACCUCCCAGUUUCCAUGGAGUUCCUAACAAAGCUUGAAAGAUUAGACUUUGGGUGCAAUGAACUUGAAGAACUUCCUGACAUAGUAGGGUCACUGCCAAACCUCAUAGAGUUGUGGUUGGAUGGAAAUCUGUUGAAGACAUUACCACCAGAAUUGGGAAGCCUCAAGAAACUUCAAAUCUUUGAUGCAUCAGAGAACAAGAUUGAAUAUUUACCAGAUGAAAUUUCUGGUUGUGUUGCUCUAACUGAUUUCCAUUUAUCUCAAAAUUUGUUAGAAGAACUUCCUGAUACCAUAGGAAAACUUAAGAAGCUGCAGUUGAUUAAAGUUGAUCAGAACCGGCUUCUUGCUCUAACACCUGCUGUGGGAGGACUUUCCAGCUUACAAGAAUUAAUUUUAACUGAAAAUCUCCUUGAGGAAAUCCCUUCGACAAUAGGAAAACUCCACAAGCUAACACAUCUUAAUGUAGAUAGGAAUAGACUUACAGCUUUGCCAGUUGAGAUUGGAAGCUGCACAAGAUUGAGUGUUUUUUCUCUAAGAGAAAAUUGGCUGACACGUUUACCAUCAGAAAUCGGCAACUGUAGAAAUCUUCAUGUUUUAGAUGUAUCAGGAAAUAGGUUGGAAUGUCUUCCACUAACAAUUGGAUCUUUGCCAUUGAAGGCGUUAUGGUUAUCAGAGAACCAGUCUCAACCAGUGCUUAAACUUCAAACAGACGACGAUGAACAGACUAACAGUAGAGUGCUCACGUGUUUCCUUUUACCACAACAAGGCCUUGGAAGUUUAGAGUCGCUCACAAAUGAUUUAACACAUGGAGUGGCAUUUGAGAAUCUUGCACAUGAUGAGAUGGGGGACAUUGCACGACCACGGAGUGGAAGCCUACCAGCAGUUCAGUUCGCAGAGGAUUCUGGAGACAGUGAUAAAGAGAGUACAUUCAUCAGACAUGACACACCACACCCUAGGGAUCUCAAAUCUCGCCACCCAAAGAUAACAAUGCACAAAGUGCACAAGGGCACAGAUCCUGUGGAUGGUGUGAUACUCAAGUCACGCAAGUCCUUUACAGAUGAGGAAAGUGGAUCUGAUACUGAAUUUCGACCAAGAAGAGCAAGUUUUGAAAUGAAACCUGAGAUAGCUGACAAAAAACAGGUAACGGUUCCAGAAGCAAGGAAUGAAAAGAAGGGAGUGGGAUUUGCUGUGGAAACACAAGAACAGACUGAAAAACAACCUGAGGAACAGGGUUCAGGUUCAGAGGAUGAUGGUGAAAGAGAGCAAAGAAUUCGUUUUGAAGGAGAGGACCACCCUGAAACAGAAAAGCAUGAUAAAUUACGGAGACGUGACACGCCGCACUAUCUGAAAAACAAGAGGAUUGAUCUCCAAUCAAACAACCAGGACAAAGUCAUGGAAAUAUUAGCUAAAGCUGGAAGCCGUGAGGGUGAUGAAGAACACAAAAAUGAUUCUAAUGAAGAUGGCAGACUUGAUGGGGAAACAGAAGAGGGUCCAGCACUAAAGAGAAAACCAACUCCUCCAAAAGGAUUUGUUGGUCUCACCAGUGAGGAAGAGAUAGCUGAAAAUGACGAUGAACAAGAGCUUGUUACGGUCACGAAAGUCGUGGAAGAGAUUGAAUACACGAUCCACCGGAACAACAAAGGCCUUGGAAUCAAUAUUGCCGGUGGAAAAGGUUCGACUCCUUAUAUGGGAAAUGACGAGGGAAUUUUUAUCUCUAAAAUUUCAGAAAAUGGUCCUGCAGGACAGGACGGGAUACUUAAAACGGGCGACAAAAUCAUCAAGGUAAAUGGAGUGAAUAUUUCCACCGCCACACACCAUGAAGCGGUACAUGUCUUGAAAAAUGCUGGAAAUGACAUCCACUUAGUUGUAGUUAGAGAAAGGGAGGAUCUGGAGAAAAGAACGGUCACCAAAACAUCUCGAGAAAACCUGAUGGCUUCAGAAGAUGGUGAUUUAAUCGAUGAAGCUCUGGAAGAGGCUUUCACUAAGGAGGAAGUGAAUGAAGUCCACCAGGAGCCAGAACCUGAGCAACCGAAGGUGACUGAAGAACCACCAAAGGAGGAGACGAAGAAAGUUGGCGUGAGAUUUGCUCCAGAACCUGAAAUGGAGGAGAUUCAAACGAAAACAGAGAAAGAGACAAUCACAUUAAAGCGAGGAGGCGAGAAGGGCCUGGGGUUUAGCAUCGCGGGGGGUCGUGGCUCAACACCUUACAAGGAUGGCGACUCGGGAGUAUUCAUCUCGAAAAUUGCUGAGGGUGGAACAGCUGAGCGGGAUGGAAGACUCCAAGUUGGUGAUAAAGUUCUUUCGAUAAACGGCAAAGACAUGAAAAUCGCGCGACACGAGGACGCGGUGGGCAUGUUGACAGGCGGCCUGUCGUACGUCACGCUUGUUGUCGUCCGUGAACGAGUGAUAAAUAAGAGAAUGUUACCUCUCUCUAAACUGCAGGAUCAGUCGAUACUUAACAAGAGAUUACCAACUAAACCUGAAAUGAACCACGUAACACCGGAGAAAGUAGCAGAUGUCAACCACACGGACAAGAAUGGAACCGCCGAGCUGGAUAUUGAGGAAAUCGUUCUCAAGAAAGGAAGCAGUCCCUUAGGAUUUAGUAUCGUUGGAGGUUCUGACCAUGCCAGUCAUCCCUUUGGAAUGGACGAACCAGGAAUAUUUAUAUCAAAGAUUGUUUCAAACGGAGUUGCCGCCACCACUCAUCUGAGGGUCGGAGAUAGAAUAAUGCUGGUAAAUGGAAAAGACAUGAGGAACGCUACUCAUCAAGAAGCCGUGGCAGCACUGAUAGCUAAUGUUUCACUCAUAAAACUUCUGGUCCGCCAUGACCCACCACCUAAAGGACUUCAGGAGGUCUACCUCCACAAAGGUCCAGGAGAGAGACUGGGUAUCAGUAUAAGAGGUGGCGCUAAAGGACACCCUGGUAACCCGUUAGACAAGUCAGACGAAGGAAUAUUCGUAUCUAAAGUGAACGAAGGCGGUGUAGCUUACAAAGAUGGGCGGCUUAAAGUUGGACAAAGAUUGCUGGAGGUCAACGGCACCAGCCUUUUAGGCGCCACACAUCUGGAAGCCGUGCGAUCGCUCAGAGGGAUUGGGGAUGAUUUAACAUUACUUGUUUGUGACGGGUUUGACCCGGCUGAAGUUCCCGCGGGACAGCACGCGGCCUGGCAAGCAAGUCCCGUAGCGUCAAUCAACUCUGGAAAAUCACAGAGCCAGGAGUCCUUGGAACGAGACAUCAUCCCAUCAAACGAAAGAGCGUACGAUGACAUUAGAAGAGAGAUUAAAAGACAGGAAGAAGAAGCUAGAAAGGAAACCGAACGGUGGGAGAGAGAAGAACAGGAGAGACAGGAAGCUCUUCGUAAACGUCUUGAAGAAAGCAAAGGAGCCGGUGAAGAGAAACUUGGUCAAAACAGAGCUGUUACAGGAUUGGAACAUGCCAAUAGAGACGCUGAGGUAGCUGAAAAGAUGAACAUCGAUCACAAACGUCAAAACAGCGACAUAAACGCGUCCUCUCCGCAGUCGCCAAAACGCACCUUGACCGCGGCCGAAAGACGUGCGCUAGAGGCAGAGAAGCGCGCAGCCAUGAGACAACAGCGCAUGCGCGAACUCGAAGAAGACGCUAUGAAAGCGCAAGUCGUUAUUGCCCAGGUGAAGGCAAUGUCCGCCUCUUCGCUCGAGACCCUCGCGAUCAAUUCCCCGGAUGCGGAAAGGAAAGCCAGUGAUAAUGAAUUUCACGACAGUAGCUCUGGAGGUCUGGGGCGAAGGUCCAGCGGCUCAUCAACAAAAUCAACAUAAUGCAGUGUACAAUUUACACAGAGAAGUAUUAAUCAUGUGACUGGAAAUUCUCAUUCAGGUUCUUAAUGAACUAGAGACUGGAAUGAGAUAUGCAGAAUGAAAAGGAGCCCUGGGACGGGUCUGUUUCCGUCGAGGACAUGUGAGAUGAUUGUUGGAGAACCAAAAGACUCGCGAAUCUGAACAUUUUAAUUAUUUUUAAGUACUUACUUUUAUGUUAGUAAGUUUAGUUUACAACGAAAUUUACUUGUAACAUAUAGCUUCUAUUUUAAAUCGUGGAAUUUUUAAGGAGUAACUUAAGAUUUCUUUUCAAAUUGAAAAGAAACCAAAGUGAAUUACCAAGAAGUUAUCCUUUUUUCAGUUACAAGGGAUCAGACAAAGAAAAUUAUCAAAGAGUUUGGGAGUUUUAUCGGACCUAGCGAGUUCUUAUCGUCUAUCAAGGUUUUAAAAGUCGGGAUUCGGAUAAUUUUGUUUUAUUUUACCUGUAAAUGUUUUAGUUAGAGAAGAUAGAUUUUUUUUAGAUAAAUGAAGAAGGAAGUUUGUCGCCGAGCGAGCGCUCCGCCUGAAUUUUGUUAUUUUAAUUCUAUUUUAAAUCUCCGUUUUUGCGCAUUUUACCUGCUAAAUUUCUAUCGUGAACUUUCAUUUCCUAAUCCAAAUGUGAUAUCGAUUUAUAGAAUGUAUUUUUUAUUUUAAACAUGGAGUGAGUAUGUGAAGUGAAAGUCCUGUUUGGCACUCAACUGAUUUCCUCAGAAAAAGGUCACUAUCAUCUGUUUUCUUGAGCGAAUCUGAAAGCUCAAACACUUCAAACUCGUGCUUGUUUUUAAAGGAAUCGUGUUCAAACAGCUCUUGAAAUAUUACAGACUACAGAAAAUUUAAAAAACUUACAAUUUACAAACUGUCUUACGGUUACGAUAUUUCAUUGCUCAACUCUGUUUGACACGUUUGCUUAUUAAUGAUAGCGGUGUUAGAUUUUGGAGAUGUUUGUCCUCAAGUUUCCGCAUUCAAGUUGUUAUCGAUAUAAAUACUUGUCAUCUAUUUGUACUUGUUCCUGUCACGAAAAAGCAUCCCGUUGACGGGAAAUCGUGCUCAAACAUUCCUCAAACCUGCUUCGUGUGGUAACGCAGUGCGUUUAGGAGGCAUGGCAAGACCUUCCAAGGUAGCUAAAGUAGCAAGCAUACUUCACCUGAUUCAAAUUUUGAUAUUGAGAUCUGUGGCCUUAUUCUUGAGUAGAAAAUAAAAACAACUUAUCAUUAAGUCUUAAAUCAAUGUAGAUAAGUAUUUUGGAUCUUUGUACAGUAUAAAGAGCUACCUUAAAGCCUGGAUACAAUUUAUAAUUCUCCUUACUUUCCCUUGUGCAUUUGUUCAAGGUAAAGUUGGGAGAAAUUUAACAUACAUAAUUUCCUGAUUACUCAAGUUUUAAUGAUAUUUUGAACAAAAUAGAAUUGGAACCGUACUCUGGGUUUAGGGGUUACGUUUGUAGAACACAUAUAUAAGAGUCGGCAAGUGUCUUGAGAUGUAACUUUCAUCAUUUCCUUAAGAAUUUGUUAUAUUUCUGAUUACUCCCCAUGGUUGGAGCAUCCUCGCUCCCCGGUCUUUGUUGGAGUUAAAUGAAACUGGGGCCGGGGAACAAGGCUUGCAUUUAAUGUUAAUAUCUCUGUGCUGUCUGUAAUAUGGCGCUUAAAGAGUUUUAUAAAUAUACAGACCAUUUAACAGUG
This is a messenger RNA of Pocillopora damicornis (cauliflower coral), 6193 nucleotides long. Its product is annotated as protein scribble homolog. Gene Ontology annotation, molecular function: protein kinase binding. Gene Ontology annotation, cellular component: adherens junction; basolateral plasma membrane. NCBI's taxonomy places the organism in Eukaryota, Metazoa, Cnidaria, Anthozoa, Scleractinia, Pocilloporidae. Gene Ontology annotation, biological process: receptor clustering; embryo development; establishment or maintenance of epithelial cell apical/basal polarity. The record is from RefSeq and is a predicted model, not a curated record.